UGUUUAUUCUACUCGGGUCACAGUGGUGUUUAUUCUGCUCAGGGUCACAGUGGUGUUUAUUCUGCUCAGGGCCACAGUGGUGUUUAUUCUGCUUGGGGUCACAGUGGUGUUUAUUUUGCUCAGGUCACGGUGGUGUUUAUUCUGCUCGGGCUCACAGUGGUGUUUAUUCUGCUCAGGAUCGCAGUGGUGUUUAUUCUGCUCAGGAUCACAGUGGUGUUUAUUCUGCUCAGGGCCACAGUGGUGUUUAUUUUGCUCAGGUCACGGUGGUGUUUAUUCUGCUCGGGCUCACAGUGGUGUUUAUUCAGCUCAGGGCCAUAGUGGUGUUUAUUCUGCUCAGGAUCACAGUGGUGUUUAUUCUGCUCAGGUCACAGUGGUGUUUAUUCUGCUCGGGUCACAGUGGUGAUUAUUCUGCUCAGGUCACAGUGGUGUUUAUUCUGCUCAGGUCACAGUGGUGUUUAUUCUGCUUGGGGUCACAGUGGUGUUUAUUCUGAAUCCCAGUGAGCCUGUGUUGGUCAUCUGGAUUAAUGAAGAUAAUUAUGGGAUGGCAGAGGGGUGUCCAUGGAAAAAAUCAGAGUUUGAUAAUGGAGGUCUUAUUGUUGUUGUUGUUUUAUAUAAACUGUACCUAAUAAGGUGCAUAUAUUUAUAUAGAUACAUACGAUACAUAAGAUACAUGUAUUUAUAUAAACUGUACCUAUAAGUAUUCGCACCUGUCGUCCCAUCCAAAUGUAAGGCAAGGCCUUUUGUUUGUGUUGUACACCGAAUGCCCAAAUGAAACACAAAUGUCUUCAGUGCAAAGUAAACACAAAAGACUUGGCCUUGUUCCAGUGCCAUGAGAUGGGACUGUAGUUGAGUCAGUUCCUUGUAAAGGUGUAAUUCAUAACAUAAUAUUCAUGAACAAUACAGUAUUGUGUACAGUUAUGCCAGUUAUGGUUAGUUAUGUCAUUGUACAAUAUUCUUGUAUUUCACAUUAAAAUUCUUAUCAUUUGACCACUUUUCCAAAACCAUACCAGAGAUGCUGAGAUCAAUGCACACCAGAGACACUGUUUCCAUAGGAGACGCAAGGAAUCCCAGUAGGGAACCAGAGGAGACCAAGAGUAGACCCUGUAGCAGGUCAUGGGCUCUACACCAAUAAAGACUUGAGUCAGUGUUGCUAUGACAAUGUUGUCUUUGCAGGUUGAUGUAUGUUUUCCACCUGCACGAAAUUUGCAUUACUCAUUUUCACAGAUCUUCAAUCAGAGCCAUGUUCCACAUCCUGAUUCCUGCGUAAUACCUUCUUGAGUUAAUAAAGAUCGUGAGGCUUUAGAGCCACAAUCUGACUCCUCACACUGAGAGAUGAAGAUGAAGGCUGUUCUCUCCAUCCUCCUCUUGGCAGCUAUGACAGGAGCAUCUACUCAUCUGCGUUGGAAAAAAUACAUUUUUGUCAAUUUACAGCUUCACUGGACCGAUGCUCAGGAGUACUGCAGGAAGAACUAUGUCGAUUUAAUAUCCAUUGAAACAGAAGAAGAACUAAAUCAAUUCCAAAGUGCUAUAAAUACUCAAUGUUCCUCUAACUGCUGGAUUGGUCUGAGCAGGAUUCAACAAAUGAACUUUACUAAUUGGUCUGAUGGAAGUCUUCUAGAAUUCAGUUAUUGGUCCUCUGACGUAUCGUUUACUGACUAUUCUAAAAACUGUGUAUAUAUACACAACCACUGGCACUCUGAUGUCUGUAACCAAUCUCUAAACCUUGUGUGCUACACUUGGGUUUAUGACCUGGUUGUGGUGCAGGAGAUGAAGACCUGGGAAGAAGCGUUGAAGUACUGCAGAACAAAAUACUCUGGCCUGGUGAGCCUCUUCACAGACUCUGAUCACGCUGCAGUCAACAACAAGACAGAUGAAAUCCUGACAAGUGUUUUCUGGACCAGUCUGCACUUCAUGGAUGGAUCAUGGUUCUGGGUAAAUUCCACCCAGGAUGAAGAAGAAGAGGACAUGAUCUUUAUGCCCUCAUGUCCUGCUCCACAUUACCGUUGUGGAGCCCGAAGCACCAAGUCUAACGUCCUGGAGAACCGAGACUGUGAGGAGACAAUGAACUUCAUCUGCUACAACGAAACAAUGAAUUAAAUCAUGCUGAAUAAGUUCAAUCAAAAUGGAGAAGAAAAGAAGACGGUUUACAUUUCCAUCACAAUACUAACAUUAACGUGAUCUAAAUGAUUUCUUUUCUUUGUUUUAAUAUUUUCUUCAUUAAUCUGUUGCAGGUGUUAGUUAUUAUAGAGGAUAUUUAUCCUAUUUACUCUCAUAGUUUGGUGAUUAAUAAAUGUAAUAAAUGUUUGCAUGGAGCCUAAAGUGUGUGCUUUUAUAUAGACUAAUGACCCAUUAAU
Molecule: messenger RNA, 2354 nt
Organism: Tachysurus fulvidraco (yellow catfish)
Lineage: Eukaryota; Metazoa; Chordata; Actinopteri; Siluriformes; Bagridae
Product: C-type mannose receptor 2-like
Exons: 2
Coding region: 1333-2097 (254 amino acids)
Source: RefSeq, a predicted model, not a curated record